AACAAGAAAUCCCCUAUAAGCUCCCGAGAGAUUCAGACAGCCAUCAGACUGCUCCUUCCAGGAGAACUCGCAAAGCAUGCAGUCAGUGAGGGUACCAAGGCCGUCACGAAGUACGCUAGUAGCAAGUGAAGUCCAUUCUUCAAUACCAGAUUUAAACAACGGCUCUUUUAGGAGCCACCAAAUGUCAAAAAAACCAAUGAUCAACACAGUUUCUUAUAUGUUUCAAUCGUCAUUAUAAACCCUGACACGCUUCGCACACUUGCUCCCAUUAAAAAAUUUCAAUGAACGAACAAAUCAUUCCUCUAUUUCCCGGUUCAACUUUACUUUGUACACAAAAAAAAUACAGAUAAAGGUUUGAUAAGAUGAUAUUUAUGUAAGCAAAGAGAAAAGAAGAAAAAAAAUAAAUAAAAGAUUGCUGGUUGACAACACGCACCGAACCCAACAAUUUCCGCAAAAUCUCUUUCCCAGCCCGAUGACCACUACACCACGCCAGAGAAUCAACUGAAGUAGUUCGUAAAACAACGUUACUUAAAAGUGUUACAGGCAUGAAAAGGUCAUUUCGGUACUGCACUUGAGAACAAGAGAACGGUUUACCAGCCUGCAAAUAUAUAUUUUCUGGGAUGUAAGGGUUUUAAUACUUCAAAUCAGUUAAGCGGGAGGGAUUGUUACUAUUGAAUAUUGAUGUUUACGGUACUUUUCGUUACCCGAGUACCUGAUAACCAGUUUCUUGACUAAGGUGCAUGUACUGACCACUUCAAAUAAAAAGUAUUUAUCUUAUCUGAUCUGAUCAGAUCUGAUCUUAUGGAGUGGCUUUUGUUUACUCUUUUAAGGCGUCUCCAAGCCGCGGUUCAAGUAACCGUCUGCUCAACAAAAACGAAAUUAGUUUCGGCAAAGGAGAAAUAAACACUGUGCUAUAGGUCAAGGUGACUUAAGGUCAACAUACUAGAAGUGAUAUUAGUGAUGACUUUUCUUUAUUUGGUGGCUCCUAAAGGAGCCGGUAGUUGAAUAAGUGGGCGGUUUUACUUGCCACUGACUUUCUUGUUGGCCUUUUUUCUUAACCGAGGCUUUGCUUUCUUUCGCUUUCUUGGGCAACGGCUUCUUUGUGGCAGUCUUCUUUGCCACGAGAGGUGUCUUCUUCUUGCUGCUGGAAACUUUCUUACCCGGCGAUUUCUUAAUUUUCUCGGCUGGUUUGCGGGCGGUCUUUUCUUUCGCGGCGACCUUCUUUAUUUUUGGUUUGUUGGCCGGAUCAGCGGUUUUGGUCUUCUUCGCCGGGUCUUUGGCUGCCUUUGCUUUGUGUACUUCUUUGUUGACCUUGAAAGAACCUGAAGCUCCGGACCCUUUGGUGUUGAUAAACUGACCACUCUCCACGCCUCUCUUAAGAGCCAUUUUAAUAAAAAUGACUUGCUUUUUCUCCCACUUUGAAAUGGUUCUUAACGUACUUGUCGACAGCCUGACGCGAAGAACCAUUACGAUCUUUCAGGACGUGAAGGGCUUGUAAGAUCAUUUCUGCAUACUUAGGGUGUUCGGCCGGCUCUUUAAAAGUUUUCUUCUGGGUGCUUUAGGCAGACAUGUCUCGUUAUAGUCUUUUCAGCGAUAGCUAAUGUUGGUUACUUGCGCACCUCUUUUCGUAAGUUGUUAUAGCGGACCGCAGGGGGAUCAGUUACUACUGAUCGCGAUAGGUCUGUUACCUCUAAGACGUUUGCUAAGUUCUUUGAAAGUGAGAUGGAUUGUAAACGUCAACUUAGGAAGACAGGCAGAGAGAUUAACUGAACGAAUAAAAAGCUGUUGGGCGCAAUCACUAAUUGUUUGGUAGGCUUAGAGAUACUAGUACUCCACUGUAUCUUGUGCAGCGCUUGUGUUGUGUGUAUUAUCGCGAAAAACCUGUAACGGAGUAGAGUAUGAGAAUAGCCUCUUGAAGAGCCAGCACGGCUGACCUUUGAAAGCGCAAGUCGGUCUUGAAAUCCUGAGCGAUUUCUCCAACAAGACGCUGAAACGGUAACUUGAGAAUUAGCAACUCGGUGGACUUCCGAUAAAGACGGAUGUCUCUGAGGGCCACUGUUCCUGCCCUGGAACGGUGCGGUUUUUUUCACGCCACCAGUAGCGGGAGGGCUCUUUCGAGCUGCCUUAGUAGCCAGCUGUUUACGAGGCGCUCUUCCGCCGGUGGAGUUUCUUGCUGUUUGCUUGGUUCGCGCCAUGACUGGCUAAUGUUGGUUACUUGCGCACCUCUUUUCGUAAGUUGUUAUAGCGGACCGCAGGGGGAUCAGUUACUACUGAUCGCGAUAGAUCUGUUACCUCUAAGACGUUUCAUAAGUUCUUUGAAAAUAAGAGGGAUUGUAAACGUCAACUUAGGAAGACAGGCAGAGAGAUUAACUGAACGAAUAAGGAGAUGUUGGGCGCAAUCACUAAUUUUUUGGUAAGCUUAGAGAUACUAGUACUCUACUGUGUCGUGUGCAGCGCUUUUGUUGUGUGUAUUAUCGCGAAAAACCUGUAACGGUUAGAGUAUGAGAAUUAUUGCUGUCUCGUUUUACUAGUAACUAAUAAAGAAAUAAGUAGAGACAAGGUAAGAAGUAGUUUAUUGGCCAUUAACUUUUAUUGUCAGGUGGUGGCUCCUAAAGGAGCCGUUUGUAAUGUGAGAUUGUCAGAACCGAGCUGAGCUGUUAUACACGUUCGCCCCGGAUCCUACGAGCCAACUGGAUAUCUUUAGACAUAAUGGUGAUACGUUUAGCAUGAAUGGCGCAAGGGUUGGUGUCCUCGAAAAGACCUCGCAGGUUGGCUUCGCUAGCCUCUUAACGAGCCAACUCGGCUGACCUUUGAAAGCGCAAGUCGGUCUUGAAAUCCUGAGCGAUUUCUCCAACAAGACACUGAAACAGUAACUUGCGAAACAGUAACUCGGUGGACUUUAGAAAACGACGGAUCUCUCUGAGGGCCACUGUUGCUGGCCUGUAACGGUGCGGUUUUUUCACGCCACCAGUAGCAGAAGCGCUCUUUCCAGCUGCCUUAGUAGCCAGCUGUUUGCCAGGCACUUUUCCUCCGGUGGACUUCCUCGCUGUUUGCUUGGAUCGGGCGAUGACUGUGGAAGCUAAAAUUGGAAAGCUAAAAUGUUGAAAUCGGGUAAGAUCUUGAAUUCAGGAUUUAGGAAAGCUAAAAUCUUGAAAUCGGGUAAGAUCUUGAAUUCAGGAUUUUGGAAAGCUAAAAUCCUUAAAUCUGACAAAAUGUUAAUUUUAGGAUUUUGGAAAGCUAAAAUCUUAAAAUCGGCCAAAAUCUAGAAUUCAGGAUAUUGGAAAGCUAAAAUCUUGAAAUCCGCCAAAAUCUUGAAUUCAGGAUUUUGGAAUGUUGAAAUCUUAAAAGCGGUCAAAAUUUUGCAUUCGGGAUUUUAGAAAGCUAAAAUCUUGAAAUCGGCCAAAAUCUCGAAUUCAGGAUUUUCGAAAGCUGAGAUCUUGGAAUCGGCCAAACUCUUGAAUUCAGGAUUUUGAAAAGCUAAAAUAUUGAAAUCGGCCAAAAUCUUGAAUUAAGGAUUUUGGAAAGCUAAACUCUUGAAAUCAACCAAAAUCUUGAAUUCAGGAUUUUGGAAAGUUAAAAUCUUAAAAUCAGAAAAAAAUUUUAAAUUCAAGAUUUUUUAAAAUUAAAUUGUCAAAGUUGGCCAAGACGUUGAAGCCGAAAUGUUGGAAAGCUAGAAUCUUGAAAUCGGCUAAGAUCUUUAAUUCAGGAUUUUGCAAGCCUAAAAUCUUGAAAUCUGGAAAAAUCUUAAAUUUAGGAUUUUCGAAAGCUAAAAUCUUAAAAUCGGCCAGAAUCUCGAAUUUAGGAUUUUGGAAAGCUAAAAUCUUAAAAUCGGCCAGAAUCUCGAAUUUAGGAUUUUGGAAAGCUAAAAUCUUGAAAUCGGCCGAAAUUUUGAAUUCUGGAUUUUGGAAAGCUAAAGUCUUGAAAUCCAACAAAAUUUUGAAUUCAGGAUUUUUUAAAGCUAAAUUGUUGAAUCGCCCAAGAUCUUGAAUACAGGAUUUUGGAAAGCUAAAAUCUUGAAAUCAGCCAAAAUCUUGAAUUCAGGAUUUUGGAAAGCUAAAAUCUUGAAAUCGGCUAAGAUCUUCAAUUCAGGAUUUUGGAAAGCUAAAAUCUUAAAAUCAGCCAAAAUCUUGAAUUCAGGAUUUUGGAAGGCUAAGAUCUUAAAAUCGGCCAAAAUCUUGAAUUCAAAAUUUUGGAAAGCAAAAAUCUUGAAAUCGGCCAAAAUUUUGAAUUCAGGAUUUCGCAAAACCUAAAAUCUCGAAAUCGGCAAAAAUCCUAAAUUCAGGAUUUUGGAAUGUUAAAAUCUUAAAAGCGGUCAAAAUUUUGCGUUCGGGAUCUUCGAAAGCUAAAAUCUUGAAAUCGGCUUAAAUCUUGAAUUCAGGAUUUUCGAAAGCUGAGAUCUUGAAAUCGGCCAAAAUCUUGAAUUCAGGAUUUCGGAAAGCUAAAAUCUUGAAAUCGGCCAAAAUCUUGAAUUCAGAAUAUUGGACAGCUAAAUCCUAAAAUCGGCCACAAUCUUAAAUUCACGAUAUUGGAAAGGUAAAGUCUUGAAAACGGCCAAAAUCUUGAAUUCAGGGUAAUGGAAAGCUAAAAUCUUGAAUUUAGGAGUUUGGAGAGCUAAAAUCUUGAAAUCGGCGAAAAUCUUGAAUUCAGCAUUUUGGAAAGCUAAAAUGUUGGAAUCAGCGAAAACCUUGAAUUCUGGAUUUUGGAAAGCUAAAAUCUUGCAAUCAGCCAAAGCCUUUAAUUCUGGAUUUUGAUAAGGUCAACAUACUAGAAGUGAUAUUAGUGAUGACUUUUCUUUAUUUGGUGGCUCCUAAAGGAGCCGGUAGUUGAAUAAGUGGGCGGUUUUACUUGCCACUGACUUUCUUGUUGGCCUUUUUUCUUAACCGAGGCUUUGCUUUCUUUCGCUUUCUUGGGCAACGGCUUCUUUGUGGCAGUCUUCUUUGCCACGAGAGGUGUCUUCUUCUUGCUGCUGGAAACUUUCUUACCCGGCGAUUUCUUAAUUUUCUCGGCUGGUUUGCGGGCGGUCUUUUCUUUCGCGGCGACCUUCUUUAUUUUUGGUUUGUUGGCCGGAUCAGCGGUUUUGGUCUUCUUCGCCGGGUCUUUGGCUGCCUUUGCUUUGUGUACUUCUUUGUUGACCUUGAAAGAACCUGAAGCUCCGGACCCUUUGGUGUUGAUAAACUGACCACUCUCCACGCCUCUCUUAAGAGCCAUUUUAAUAAAAAUGACUUGCUUUUUCUCCCACUUUGAAAUGGUUCUUAACGUACUUGUCGACAGCCUGACGCGAAGAACCAUUACGAUCUUUCAGGGCGUGAAGGGCUUGUAAGAUCAUUUCUGCAUACUUAGGGUGUUCGGCCGGCUCUUUAAAAGUUUUCUUCUGGGUGCUUUAGGCAGACAUAUCUCGUUAUAGUCUUUUCAGCGAUAGCUAAUGUUGGUUACUUGCGCACCUCUUUUCGUAAGUUGUUAUAGCGGACCGCAGGGGGAUCAGUUACUACUGAUCGCGAUAGAUCUCUUACCUAUAAGACGUUUGCAAAGUUCUUUGAAAGUGAGAUGGAUUGUAAACGUCAACUUAGGAAGACAGGCAGAGAGAUUAACUGAACGAAUAAAAAGCUGUUGGGCGCAAUCACUAAUUGUUUGGUAGGCUUAGAGAUACUAGUACUCCACUGUAUCUUGUGCAGCGCUUGUGUUGUGUGUAUUAUCGCGAAAAACCUGUAACGGAGUAGAGUAUGAGAAUAGCCUCUUGAAGAGCCAGCACGGCUGACCUUUGAAAGCGCAAGUCGGUCUUGAAAUCCUGAGCGAUUUCUCCAACAAGACGCUGAAACGGUAACUUGAGAAUUAGCAACUCGGUGGACUUCCGAUAAAGACGGAUGUCUCUGAGGGCCACUGUUCCUGCCCUGGAACGGUGCGGUUUUUUUCACGCCACCAGUAGCGGGAGGGCUCUUUCGAGCUGCCUUAGUAGCCAGCUGUUUACGAGGCGCUCUUCCGCCGGUGGAGUUUCUUGCUGUUUGCUUGGUUCGCGCCAUGACUGGCUAAUGUUGGUUACUUGCGCACCUCUUUUCGUAAGUUGUUAUAGCGGACCGCAGGGGGAUCAGUUACUACUGAUCGCGAUAGAUCUGUUACCUCUAAGACGUUUCAUAAGUUCUUUGAAAAUAUGAGGGAUUGUAAACGUCAACUUAGGAAGACAGGCAGAGAGAUUAACUGAACGAAUAAGGAGAUGUUGGGCGCAAUCACUAAUUUUUUGGUAAGCUUAGAGAUACUAGUACUCUACUGUGUCGUGUGCAGCGCUUUUGUUGUGUGUAUUAUCGCGAAAAACCUGUAACGGUUAGAGUAUGAGAAUUAUUGCUGUCUCGUUUUACUAGUAACUAAUAAAGAAAUAAGUAGAGACAAGGUAAGAAGUAGUUUAUUGGCCAUUAACUUUUAUUGUCAGGUGGUGGCUCCUAAAGGAGCCGUUUGUAAUGUGAGAUUGUCAGAACCGAGCUGAGCUGUUAUACACGUUCGCCCCGGAUCCUACGAGCCAACUGGAUAUCUUUAGACAUAAUGGUGAUACGUUUAGCAUGAAUGGCGCAAGGGUUGGUGUCCUCGAAAAGACCUCGCAGGUUGGCUUCGCUAGCCUCUUAACGAGCCAACUCGGCUGA
Molecule: messenger RNA, 6629 nt
Organism: Porites evermanni
Lineage: Eukaryota; Metazoa; Cnidaria; Anthozoa; Scleractinia; Poritidae
Source: the annotation of a GenBank genome assembly